AUGCGCGCCUCGUUAACUUCGCUCGCGUUCCUUUCCGAGCUACUCACCGUGGCCCUCUCGGCCGACGUGAACGCUUGGAAAUCCAGGAACAUCUACUUUGCGCUGACAGAUCGUGUCGCUCGGAGCAGCAGUGACACUGGAGGCAAUGCAUGCGGCGACCUCUCGAAUUACUGUGGUGGUACUUUUAAGGGUCUUCAGUCAAAGCUCGACUACAUUGCUGGUAUGGGCUUCGAUGCUAUCUGGAUAACCCCUGUAGUUACAAACAGCAAUGGGGGUUAUCACGGAUACUGGGCGACGGAUCUAUAUGGCAUCAAUUCGAACCACGGUACAGCAGAUGACCUCAAGGCUCUAGUUAGCGCUGCUCAUGAAAAGGGUAUCUAUAUUAUGGUUGAUGUGGUCGCGAACCACGUGGGCCCAUCUAACGUCGCGGAUCGCAAACCAGCACCACUGAACCAAGGCAGCUCCUAUCAUUCGCAAUGCGAGAUCAACUAUUCCGACCAGAACAGCGUGGAGAACUGCUGGAUUGCUAACUUACCUGACUUGAACACGCAAAAUUCCGAGAUCCGGACCGUCUACCAGAAUUGGAUCAAAUGGCUUGUAUCGGAAUAUAGCUUCGAUGGUGUUCGCAUCGACACUGUGAAGCAUGUCGAGAAAGAUUAUUGGCCAGGAUUCUCCAGCGCUGCCGGAGUCUACACAAUCGGCGAGGUCUUUGACGGUAACCCAAGCUACGUCGCGGGCUACGCCAGUCUCAUGUCUGGAUUGCUGAACUACCCCAUGUAUUACCCAAUGAAUAAUUUCUAUCAGCAGAAGGGAUCGAGCCAGGCCCUCGUCGAUAUGUUUAACCAGAUCAGCUCGUCGUUCCCCGACCCCACGGCGCUAGGCUCGUUCCUCGACAACCACGACAAUGCGCGAUGGUUAAACUCGAAGAACGACCUUGCUCUGCUCAAGAACGCUCUCGCCUACGUCAUCCUGGCUAGGGGUAUUCCCAUCGUGUACUACGGUACAGAGCAGGCGUAUGCUGGUGGUAACGACCCCGCCAACCGUGAAGAUCUCUGGCGCAGCAGUUUUAAUACCAAUGCCGAAAUCUACAAAGCUAUAUCUAAGCUAUCCGCCGCCAGGAAAUCGGCCGGUGGACUAGCUGGUAACGACCAUACACAUUUGUAUGUUGCGGAUACUGCUUAUGCCUGGAGCCGAGCCGGUGGCAACUUGGUUGUUCUCACCACCAACAGUGGAUCUGGGUCGAGCGGACAGCACUGCUUUAACACGCAAGCUCCUAACAGAUCGUGGAACAACACUUUCAGUACUGGGUCCUACACUUCGGACGGAAACGGAAAGGUAUGCUUGAAUGUUAGCAACGGCGAGCCGGUCGUGCUGGUUGCAUCUUAA
Messenger RNA from Daldinia childiae, 1386 nucleotides. Its product is annotated as Alpha-amylase A type-1/2. Gene Ontology annotation, biological process: carbohydrate metabolic process. The coding region runs from base 1 to 1386 and encodes 461 amino acids. The record is from RefSeq and is a predicted model, not a curated record. Gene Ontology annotation, molecular function: calcium ion binding; alpha-amylase activity. Lineage: Eukaryota; Fungi; Ascomycota; Sordariomycetes; Xylariales; Hypoxylaceae. The transcript has 3 exons.